Molecule: messenger RNA, 2847 nt
Organism: Symbiodinium necroappetens
Lineage: Eukaryota; Dinophyceae; Suessiales; Symbiodiniaceae
Source: the annotation of a GenBank genome assembly
AUGUGCCCACACCGCAGCUGUUUCGGCCAGUGGGGUCAAAGACAUGCUUGGGCACGAGCUUGGCGAUCCUCCCAGUGUGGGCACGCGGCACUGCGCCAGGAGAUGUACGCAUUUCCCACCUACGGGGCCUUGCCGGGCUUUGGCCAUGCGGUGUUGACACCGGCCUCUGCGGCUUCCGCGUCUUCGUAUGAAUAUCCCGGCUUUGGCUAUGGAGCUUCCAAGAAGGCCAAGCGUGAGGAGCCGGCUGCAAGUUCCAAAAAGAGCAAGACCAAGGUGGCCAAAGAGAAAGCCACAGCUCCCGCUCGAGACAGUGAUGCCAUGAACUGGCCAAAAGGACUCGUGGUCUCUGGUGGGAAAGAUAAGAUGGUCAAGAAGAUCGUACGUGGCAGUUUCAGGUUUGCUGGCGAAAACCACGGCAGGCCGUAUUACCAAAAGGAUGAGAAGUUCAAUGACUUGGACGUCCUCCUCUACUUCUGGGACGACCGGGACGGCUCCGACUUCUCCGGCUGGUGGUUCGGACCGAAGGUGGGCGGCGACCAGGUCUGGGCGUAUCAGCCCGGCGAGGACCCGACCCCGCCUGAGACCGGCUGGAAGGUGCCCUACGAUGGGCCGGUGGACAAGAGCUUCACGGUGACGGCCAAGAAGGAGAAAGCCAAGAAGGAAGGAAAGGAAGCGAAGGCAGUGAAGGGAGGAAAGGAGGGUCCUGAGAAGCCGGCGGAAGAGCCACUCCAGGCUUAUUCGAUGUGGUAUGGGAUGCCGGGGAUGCCUGGGAUGCCAUAUAUGGACCCCCAUGCGGCCGAGCGGCACAUGCAGGAGUACGCGCGCCUGCACCAGGAAGAGGCGAAGCGAAGGUUGGAAUUGGAGUUUCAGCGACAGAAAGCCGAGGAGCAGAAAAGGAAAGAAGCAGAGAGGAAGCGGAAGGAAGAGAUCCGCAAGAAGCAGGAGGAGGUUCGCAAGAAGAAGGAGGAAGAGAUGAAGCGGCAGAAGGAGCUUCAGGAGCAACGGAUCAAGGAAGGCAAGGCCGUCUUCAUGGUUCGGAAGGUCAUCCAGAAAGUGGCUGCAGCCACUCCGGAGAACCUCGAAGCGCUUGAGAAGGAGCUGGAGGAGUGCCUGAAAGAGCACCUCGAGGACACCGGAAGCCAGAAGGAUCAUAUGAAGUCGGAGAGCGACAAGUGCCUUGACCAAGCGAAGAAGCGCAUAGAGAUGCUGAACGAGGCGAAGCGCAAGGCGCAGGAAAAGAAGGAGGCCGACGAGAAGAAGCGGCAGGAAAUGGAGCAGCGCGCCAAGGAGCUCCUCAUGGAGCUCAGCCAGCUCCUGGAUACUGCCGAGACCGGGGUGGAGCGCCUCAAAGAGGUCUGCGCUCCCCUGGAGCAGGGGGACACGCAGAGCCAGGAGGAGGUGGACCAAUGUGCCACGGCCGUGGAGGCGGCGGGCACUGAGACCCGGGAACUUGUGAAGAAUUGCAUGGAUUUCCUGGUGAAGAACGGCCCGGAGAUGAAGGAUCCACCCUCUGCCGCAGUUGUGGGCACCUCGGAGAUCAAGCAGCUCAUGGCGAAGUGCCUCUCGCGGAUCAAUGAGUGCACGAAGCUCAGCGAUGCCCUCGUUGCUGCCUCCCGAGCAGUGCAGCUGGCGGUUGCCCGGCGUGCCACGGCGUCGCAAGAGACCUCCAAGCUCAAGGACCUCUUCAACAAGUACGAUGUGGAUGGCGACCAGAUGCUUUCCAAGCAGGAGGUGCUGGCCUUCGCGAAAGCUGAGUUCCAGCUAACGCUCUCCGUCGAAGUUCUGGACAAGCUCUGGCCCCGAAUCGUAGAGGAUCAGAAGGGCGUCCUCUUCGAAAGGCUCCAUGUGCUGAAGUGCAAGCUGGGCAUGCAACGGGAGCUUCUUCGGGACCAGCGGCGAAAGGAGCGACGGGAAGCCCGCGACAAGGUGAGGGCCGUCCUUCGGGAGCAGCUUGACACCAAGGUCCAAAGAGUGGAGCGGGAUGUCGAAGCCGUCGAGGAGGCGGUCGUGAAAGUCGAGAAGUCCUUACCUCCACUCGAAGAAGAGGCCCGGAAGUCGAUGGACGUUCCCGCUCGGACUGCCGGAUGCAAGGCUGUUCUGCAGGAUGCGCGGGACGUGGCCGGUGCUGUGCAGCAGAAGAUCGACGACCUGCCUAGCGGCUUUGAAGAGCGUCACCUGGAAGAUGUAAAGGACCUCCUGAUUCCCGAUCUUCGGGUUCUCUCCAAGAGGAUGGCACGCUUUGACUUGCGGCUGCGGCGCAUCGAGAACCUGUGCCGGCGCUUCGACAGUGAGGUGCUGCAGAGGCAGCGCUCCGAACUCUACGGAGCGCGGCUCUUCGCCGUCAAGGUCGCACGGCUCUAUGCAGCGCAGAGAAGCCGCAACAUGCAGCAACUGUACAGCGAGAUGGAUGCCAGUGGAGAUGGCGUAAUCGAUGCCCAGGAGUUUUCGCUCUUCUUCAUGUCGAUGGAGCGGGGCAUUCUGGAUGAGGCGUCGGCCAAGGAGGUGCUGCCGGAGCCGCCAGUCCCUUCCCUUCCCUCGAAGCCAAAGGCUCCGAGAAAAUCUGUCCUGGAGCCCGUGCAGUUCACAGAUGAGCUUCUCUCUCGACUCUUCAAGAGCCUUCUCGCGCCGGGAAGCAACAAGCUCUCGGAAGAGGCCUUCGCUCAGAUCAUGCGCUGCUACUUCAAGGUGGUCAAGGAGGGUCCCAUCACCUCGGAGCUGCAAGUGACAGGCACCAACAGCCUACGCCAGGCGAAGCCGGACGAGGCGCAGACGAGCGAAAGUUCUUUUGGGGGGGUCAUAAGCCUUAUGGGCUCUUCCAUGUCGGACUCCGUCUCGUCUCGACUUUGA